AUGGCAUCCACUUUAUACUCCACAAGCGAGUUUAUCCUACUAUCCCUUCCUUUAAAUGUUAAACCUGUCACUACUCCAGAUUUAGACACUGAUAGUUGGUUGCAACAAAAUUUACUCAACGGUAAAGCUCUGGUGUCCAAUUUCAAUGUCCCAGAAUUCAAAGUGGGAUCUCUAGAUAGUCUCAUCGUUGAUUCUGAAGAGUUGAAAAAAAUAGAUACUCAAAUUGAAACCUCAUUAUCUAAGAUUAUUGAAAUUCUCAAUGGGUUAAACGAAUCUAGUUCCAACGCGUACAGGACUUUACCAAUAAAUAAUGUCCCCGUACCACAAUAUUUGGAGAAUUUCCAAUGGCAAGUAAGAAAAUUUAAACUAGAUAAAUCCAUUAAAGAAUUGAUUGAUUUAAUUUCAAAUGAAUCUGCUCAAUUGGACACUGAUGUAAGAGCCACUUUCACUAAUUAUAACAACGCAAAGACUAAUUUAGCUGCAGCGGAAAGAAAGAAAACUGGUGAUCUGUCAGUCAGAUCCUUACAUGAUAUUGUUAAACCAGAGGAUUUCGUUUUGAACUCAGAUCAUUUAACUACAGUUCUCAUCGCUGUCCCUAAAAAUUUGAAAUCAGAUUUUGAAAAAUCUUAUGAAAGAAUGACUGAUAAUGUUGUUCCAGGUUCAGCUGGGAUUAUCGCCACUGAUUCAGAAUAUAUUCUUUAUAAUGUACAUCUUUUCAAGAAGAACGCCCAAGAGUUUGUUAAUGUUGCUAGAGAAAAAAAAUUCAUUCCAAGAGAAUUCAAUUAUUCUGAAGAAUUGAUUGAUCAAUUGAAAAAGGAACAUGAUUCUGCUGCUAGUUUAGAACAAUCAUUACGUGUUCAAUUAGUUAGAUUAGCAAAGACUGCAUAUGUCGAUGUGUUUAUUAAUUGGUUCCAUAUUAAGACAUUGCGAGUAUAUGUAGAAUCCGUGUUACGUUAUGGAUUACCACCACAUUUCAACACUAAGAUUGUGGCUGUACCUCCAAAGAAUUUGGAGAAAUGUAAGAAGGAAUUGAUUGAAGCCUUUGGCUUCCUCGGUGGGAAUGCCUUUGUGAAGGACAAGAAGGGUAAAAUUAAUAGCAAGGAUACUUCGUUGAAUCAAUAUUCAACAUUGAUUGAUACUGAUUAUGAACCAUUUGUGCUAUACACUAUUACUCUUUAG
This is a messenger RNA of Naumovozyma dairenensis CBS 421, 1179 nucleotides long. It is a transcript of the gene VMA5, whose product is annotated as H(+)-transporting V1 sector ATPase subunit C. Gene Ontology annotation, cellular component: vacuolar proton-transporting V-type ATPase, V1 domain. The record is from RefSeq and is a predicted model, not a curated record. The transcript has a single exon. Gene Ontology annotation, biological process: proton transmembrane transport. Gene Ontology annotation, molecular function: proton-transporting ATPase activity, rotational mechanism. Lineage: Eukaryota; Fungi; Ascomycota; Saccharomycetes; Saccharomycetales; Saccharomycetaceae. Bases 1 to 1179 code for a protein of 392 amino acids.